GGGAAUUUUCAGUUCUUUUAAAAUAAAUUUUUUAAAAUUUAAAGAUUGUCAUUUAAAUUCGAUAAUAAUUAGCGAAAUACUUUUUGAUGAUCAAUCUAACCAAAAAAAAAUUAGCAUGUCAAAUCCAGGUUCUAUUAAUAAGCCGUCGACAAGCGGCGAACAAAAUUCAUCACAAGAAUUUGAUGAAAUGAACAUCGAUUUAUUGAGUUAUCUGGAAAAAUUCAAUCCAAUUCUAUUAAAUCAGCUUUAUGAAUGUCCAACUGCAUGUUUAGCAGUUUUUCGUGAAUUACCGUCGUUAGCUCAGAAUUUUGUUCUUAGAUUAAUGUUUAUUGAACAACCGAUUCCACAAGCUGUUGUUUCAUCUUGGGUUAAAUCUAUAAGUGAUUACAACGAAGCUGCAGAUGUACUCACAAGACUUCAAAUAUGGAAACUGACACCGAUGCAAUCUGGAUUGCCAGGUCGAUUGUUGAAUACAACUUUUCAAAAGAGUCUUCAAACAUCAUGGCUUGGAGGUGGUAAACAACGUUCAAUAUUCAAUGCUCUUGGAACGGAUAAACAUCGUCCUGAUAUCGAAACAUUGGACAAUUAUUCUAUCAACAAACGAUGGGAUUCAGUUCUGAAUUUUAUGGCUGGUGUCAAAUUAAAAGAUUAUAAUGAUAACAUUGGUGAAAUAACGAAAAAAGUUAUCUUUCAUGCCGGUCUAAUCGAAACUGAUAGUAAUAACGAAAUUAUUAUCACUGCUUCGGGUUUUCAAUUUCUUCUCAUGGAUAUUUCUUUACAAAUAUGGUACUUUUUAAGAAAAUAUCUAGAACUUGUUGAAAGUUUUGGUUUUAAUUUUGUCGAAUGUCUUGGCUUUAUAUUUGAACUAAACUUUUUGACACUUGGAAAGAGUUAUUCCACUGAUGGUCUCAGCGAAUCGAUUCAAUCAUUUUUACAACAUCUGAGAGAAAUGGGACUUGUUUAUCAAAGAAAACGUAAAGAUGGUCGAUUUUAUCCAACAAGAUUAAUGAUUCGUUUGUUUGAAAGUGUUCGUCGAAAUUUUCAAUUAUCAAAUUUAGCUUUAACACAACAGUAUAAUAAACGACAAGGUUUUAUUGUUGUCGAAACAAAUUAUCGUGUUUAUGCAUAUACCGAAUCACCAUUACAAAUAGCAUUGUUAACAUUGUUCAUCGAAUUGAAUUAUCGUUUUCCAAAAUUUAUUGUUGGUCUUAUAACACGUGAUUCUGUUCGUACUGCUUUCAAGAAUGGUAUAACAGCCAAACAGAUUACACAUUAUCUAUCGAUGCAUGCACAUCCAAAUAUGUAUUCGGAAAAACGUUCAACAGUUAUACCGAGUACAAUUAUUGAUCAGAUAUUUCUUUGGGAACAGGAACGUAAUCGUUUAACAUUCUGUGAUGGUGUUUUAUAUUCACAAUUCAAUUCUCAAACCGAUUAUGAAGCAUUAAAAAAAUACGCUUUUAAUCUGGGUGUCAUUUUAUUCGAAAAUUCAUCACGACGAUUAUUGGUGGUCACUCCAACCGGUCAUGAAGAAGUCAAACGAUUCUGGAAAAAACAUAAAAAAGAAAGAGAUUAAUGAUUUAUGUUUAUGCCUGUCUUGUAUUGAUUU
Molecule: messenger RNA, 1606 nt
Organism: Dermatophagoides pteronyssinus (European house dust mite)
Lineage: Eukaryota; Metazoa; Arthropoda; Arachnida; Sarcoptiformes; Pyroglyphidae
Gene: mrn
Product: general transcription factor IIH subunit 4 marionette
Biological process (GO): nucleotide-excision repair
Cellular component (GO): transcription factor TFIIH holo complex; transcription factor TFIIH core complex
Molecular function (GO): double-stranded DNA binding; ATPase activator activity
Source: RefSeq, a predicted model, not a curated record